Jaculus jaculus (lesser Egyptian jerboa) is the source of this 986-nucleotide messenger RNA. Its product is annotated as GTPase IMAP family member 7. The coding region runs from base 99 to 986 and encodes 295 amino acids. Gene Ontology annotation, molecular function: GTP binding. The transcript has 2 exons. NCBI's taxonomy places the organism in Eukaryota, Metazoa, Chordata, Mammalia, Rodentia, Dipodidae. The record is from RefSeq and is a predicted model, not a curated record.
AGCAGGAGUGGCAGUGAGGCAGCUUCCUUGGGGACGGCUUGAGGGCUCGUCAUCCUGCAGAAGUCACGGGCACUGAUCUGGAGCUUCCUGACGUGGUCAUGGCUGCCUGCGGAGCCCACCCUCUGAGGAUCGUUCUGGUAGGCAAAACUGGAAGUGGGAAAAGUGCCACAGCAAACACCAUCCUUGGCGCGAAAACAUUCACCUCCAAAAUUUCUGCACACGCCGUCACCAAAGAAUGUCAGAAGGCUUCCAGGAAGUGGCGGGAGUAUGACCUGCUCGUGGUGGACACGCCGGGGCUCUUCGACACCAAGGAGAGCCUGGACACCACCUGCAGAGAGAUCAGCAGGUGCGUGAUCUUCUCGUGCCCGGGGCCCCACGCCAUCGUCCUGGUCCUGCAGCUGGGCCGCUACACCGAGGAGGAGCAGAAGACCGUGGCCCUGGUCAAGCUGGUCUUUGGGGAGGUGGCCAUGAGGCACAUGAUCGUCCUGUUCACGCGCAAAGAAGAGCUGGAGGAGCGCAGCCUGCAGGACUUCAUAGCGGAGUCGGACGUGACCCUCCGGAGCCUCGUGGGCGAGUGCGGGGGCCGCUGCGUGGCCUUCAGCAACAAAGCCUGCGAGGACGAGAAGGAAGGUCAAGUGCAGGAGCUGGUGGGGCUCAUCCAGAAGAUGCAGCAGGCCAAUGGGGGGGCUUACUUUUCUGACGCCAUCUACAGGGACAUAGAGCAAAAGCUGAGAGAAAAAGCAGAGAUCUUGAGGAAAAUUUACACUGAGCAGUUAGAGAAAGAAAUCAGGGAAGUGGAGGAGAUGUAUGAGCACAAAGGCCCUGACAGUGUGCAGGAAAAAGAGGAAAAAAUAAGAUCAAUUCAGAAAAAGUAUGAAGAAAAGAUAAGCAAGGUUAGGGAAGAAGCAGGGAAAAGUAUCUUUAGUACUAUUGUUCAGUCACUUAAGAACUCUCUUUCCAAAAUAUGGCCUUUUUCCUGGAAGUAA